CUUCAACCGCCCAGCCAGGUCAUAACAGAAGGCCAUUUGGCCCCUGCACAAGUACUUCUCUAACGCAAAACGUAUAGUAUCAUGGAUACGACGUGGGUUCAGCAUCUAAGAUCCGAAUCCGCGGAAUCCCUCUUACCUCUGGGCAUCUGUUUGAACCAGUUCACGUGUUUCGUUCAUGUGAUGAAAGACCUCCUGUUGUUUUUUGAUCCGCGGUACCCUGUGCUGGUUCGAAACGGGAUCCUCUUUGGGGUCAGUCUAUGUCUGGUUCUCUACCUUCUUCACGACGACUGUUGUAUUGACCAGUCGCUGCUGUCUCGCUUAGACGGUGUAGUGCUCGCCGAGCUUUACAUUGUCACGGGCCUUGUCAAUCUAGUGAUUUGGCUACGCCCAAGAAUCCUUCCCGAUCCAAGGGUCGUCACUGUGCAUCGGAUGGUAUGUGCUGCGCCUUGUGCUGUGACCCAUGACUCUUCGUAA
Molecule: messenger RNA, 474 nt
Organism: Aspergillus welwitschiae
Lineage: Eukaryota; Fungi; Ascomycota; Eurotiomycetes; Eurotiales; Aspergillaceae
Exons: 3
Coding region: 82-474 (130 amino acids)
Source: RefSeq, a predicted model, not a curated record